Elaeis guineensis (African oil palm) is the source of this 895-nucleotide messenger RNA. RefSeq names its product large ribosomal subunit protein eL42. Gene Ontology annotation, cellular component: ribosome. Gene Ontology annotation, biological process: translation. The record is from RefSeq and is a predicted model, not a curated record. Gene Ontology annotation, molecular function: structural constituent of ribosome. NCBI's taxonomy places the organism in Eukaryota, Viridiplantae, Streptophyta, Magnoliopsida, Arecales, Arecaceae.
UAACUUGGUGGCUUGAAUCUGAAGCCCUGGAGCGUUCAGGCUGACCAUGGCGUCUUGAAAGGGCAAAAUUGGAAUUUGAUUUAUACAUUUCUUAGCUCUGGGUACAAACCCUAGACCCCCAUGCCUGAGCAUAAAAGGGCGAAACUCUCCCUCCGGACUUCGUUCAGCCGGCUUGCGUAGCGGGAGGAUUCUUCGGAGUCGUUACCCGAACCCCAGCUGCAACCAUGGUGAACGUUCCAAAGACAAAGAAGACUUACUGCAAGAGCAAAGAAUGCAGGAAGCACACCCUUCACAAGGUGACACAGUAUAAGAAGGGUAAAGAUAGUCUUUCUGCUCAAGGGAAGCGUCGUUACGACAGAAAGCAGUCAGGUUAUGGUGGACAGACAAAACCUGUUUUCCAUAAGAAGGCAAAGACCACGAAGAAAAUUGUGUUGAAGCUGCAGUGUCAGAGUUGCAAGCAUUAUUCGCAGCACCCAAUAAAGAGAUGCAAGCAUUUUGAGAUAGGUGGAGACAAGAAGGGAAAGGGGACAUCACUCUUCUAGUUUGCUUUUUAGCUGCCAUUUCAAUAGUUUGGUUGAAAUUUGAAAUGAGCUGUAGCAGCCUUUAUUUUUGAGGAAAUUUGGAUUUUAACAUGUGAGAAAAGUUUCAACAUUAAUUUUUUGGUGUCAAGAUUCAGAUAUUAAUUCUAUCCCAGAGUUUUCUUUUUAACCCUAGCUGCUAUCUUCAUCUUCCCAUAGUUUGGUCAGAGAAUGAAAUUACUAGGGGUGGGGGGGAAGCUGGAUUGGAUGUUAUCCGUUCAGAUCUGAAUCUCUUCAAAUCUGAACAAAAAUUUGAGAAUCUAAAUGGUAUCUGUAUUUGUAACUAUAUCUGUCAAACAAACAUAUGGAUAUAGAUA